GGACGGAGGCGGCGGCGGCGGCGGCGGGAGCGGGCGCGGGCGCGGGAGUGGAGCAGCCGCCGCGGGACCGACAGACCGAGCCUCGCCGGCGCACCUGCCCGCAGCGCCCGCGGAGCGGCCCGAGCGCGACCAUCUCCCGGAGCGGCGGCCGAGGCGGCUGAGGCGGCGGGGAGCGGGCGCGGCAGGCGGGACGCGGUGUCGAGACAGUUUUACAUGUUUUGGAGACCAGACCAGAAGCACUUCUGAAUUAAGAUCUAAGAUUCUUUGAGGUGGCUUUGAAGAGCACUAAGAUUAGAAGAUGAGUGAACUUGACCAGUUACGGCAGGAGGCCGAACAGCUUAAAAACCAGAUUAGAGAUGCUAGAAAAGCGUGUGCAGAUGCAACUCUCUCCCAGAUCACAAACAACGUCGACCCAGUGGGAAGAAUCCAGAUGCGUACCAGGAGAACGCUGAGGGGGCACUUGGCCAAAAUCUACGCCAUGCACUGGGGCACGGAUUCCAGGCUUCUAGUUAGUGCCUCACAGGAUGGUAAGCUUAUCAUCUGGGAUAGCUACACCACGAACAAGGUUCAUGCCAUCCCUCUGCGUUCCUCGUGGGUCAUGACAUGUGCAUAUGCCCCUUCUGGCAACUAUGUGGCCUGCGGUGGCCUGGAUAACAUUUGCUCCAUUUACAAUCUGAAAACUCGUGAAGGGAAUGUACGUGUGAGUCGUGAACUGGCUGGACAUACAGGUUACCUGUCCUGCUGCCGUUUUCUGGACGACAAUCAGAUUGUUACCAGCUCUGGAGACACCACCUGUGCCCUGUGGGACAUCGAGACCGGCCAGCAGACGACCACGUUCACUGGACACACCGGCGAUGUCAUGAGCCUUUCGCUCGCUCCGGACACCAGACUGUUUGUCUCUGGUGCUUGUGACGCUUCAGCCAAACUCUGGGACGUGCGAGAAGGGAUGUGCCGGCAGACCUUCACCGGCCACGAGUCCGACAUCAACGCCAUCUGUUUCUUUCCCAACGGCAAUGCGUUUGCCACUGGCUCGGACGAUGCUACCUGCAGGCUGUUCGACCUCCGUGCGGAUCAGGAGCUCAUGACUUAUUCCCAUGACAACAUCAUCUGUGGGAUCACCUCCGUCUCCUUCUCCAAGAGCGGGCGCCUCCUCCUCGCAGGGUACGACGACUUCAACUGCAACGUCUGGGAUGCCCUCAAGGCCGACAGGGCAGGGGUCUUGGCCGGGCACGACAACCGCGUCAGCUGCCUGGGGGUGACUGACGACGGGAUGGCCGUGGCAACAGGGUCCUGGGACAGCUUCCUCAAGAUCUGGAACUAACACCAACAGCAGCAGGUGGACGCCGCUGUGACUGGAAGACCAUUCCAACCUUGGAGCGUUACAGUGAUAGCAUUUCCAAUCCACCCCUACUAACGCGGACGCCCUGCACCCCUCAGAACUUCAAAAGGGCAAGACCUUUUCCCUUCACUUAUUGCUGAAACCAAGAGCACAAUUCCCAUUACGAGAAGAAUCUCUGUGCUGUAAACUAAAACAAAUCGUGCAUUCCUUCCGGGACCAUUGUCUUUGUUUUUCUUUUUUUUUUUUUUUUUUUCUUUUUGUCUUGAAUAAGUUUAAAAGGAAAUACUAUAAUAAAAAUGUUAACCAGAAGGUAAA
Mesoplodon densirostris (Blainville's beaked whale) is the source of this 1654-nucleotide messenger RNA. RefSeq names its product G protein subunit beta 1 (gene GNB1). NCBI's taxonomy places the organism in Eukaryota, Metazoa, Chordata, Mammalia, Artiodactyla, Ziphiidae. The transcript has 12 exons. Gene Ontology annotation, biological process: G protein-coupled receptor signaling pathway. Gene Ontology annotation, molecular function: protein binding; signaling receptor complex adaptor activity. Gene Ontology annotation, cellular component: cytoplasm; heterotrimeric G-protein complex. Bases 299 to 1321 code for a protein of 340 amino acids. The record is from RefSeq and is a predicted model, not a curated record.